AUGCUACUGCUGCCUGCCGGUGUGGUAGCAACCGCAACAAAAUUCAACACUUGCAUCGAAGAAAAUUGUGGGAAGAGAAAAGUUUUGCAAGCAAUCAAGCUCUACAAUGAGCAGGUGCCAGAUGAAGAGGAGAGGAGCAUCACUGAGGAGAAGGUGGUGAGUGGACUGUCUGUGGGGGGAGGAGACAGUGGGCCAGACAGUCUAAUAUGGCCGUGGGAAGUGCACAGCAGUGGAGGGAGUUGUCCGAGGCCCAGAAAGAGCUCAAGUUACCUCAACACAAGAAAAGCCAGACACCUUGUCCCCACAUGGCAGGAUGUAGAAGUCCUUGAGGCGGUCAACAACUCCCUUUCUCCACUUGCUGAAUUCACUGAUGCUCUUUCAGGAGAGCAAUAUGUAAGUGUAUCAUAUGUGAAGCCUGUACUUCAUUUGUUCAACAAUAAAAUCUUGGCAGAGAAAGAGGGAGAAACAGAACGGUCAAAAUGCAUCAAGAAGAAGAUCCUGGACUACCUGAAUGAGAAGUAUGAUGAUCCACAGACUCAAGAGUUGCUUGACAUGGCUUCUGCAAUUGAUCCCAGAUUCAAGCUCAAGUACGUCAACAAAGAUAGAGUUGAAGGUGUCAAGAUUCGUUUGAGAACUGAAAUGGCAUCAAUAACUUCAGUCAUGAAGCUUCAGCCAUCUGUGACUGUGACUGUUAGAGAGGAAGCAGAAGACCAAAAUGCACCACCCUAUCCAAUACGCAGGAGAACUCACACAGGGAAAGGCUGUUGA
Sinocyclocheilus grahami is the source of this 768-nucleotide messenger RNA. RefSeq lists its product as uncharacterized. Lineage: Eukaryota; Metazoa; Chordata; Actinopteri; Cypriniformes; Cyprinidae. The record is from RefSeq and is a predicted model, not a curated record. The transcript is spliced from 6 exons. Bases 1 to 768 code for a protein of 255 amino acids.